Molecule: messenger RNA, 2052 nt
Organism: Notodromas monacha
Lineage: Eukaryota; Metazoa; Arthropoda; Ostracoda; Podocopida; Cyprididae
Source: the annotation of a GenBank genome assembly
AUGCCUAAAAAACCUGCAAAAAAGGGAGGGAAAAAGCCUGCGGCCAAGAAGGCUGAUUCCGAUGAAGAACUGGAUGAAAAGAUGGCCGAUGUGCGACUCGAUGAUGAUGAGGAUCAUUUCGACGAGGAUCAUGAUGAUGAAGAAUUAAACGAAAAAGUUGUUAAGGAACCCGAGAAUGACGAGGUGGAAGACGGAAAGUCAGCUGGUGAUGCAAAUCAGCCGAAAGUUUCUCGGAAAGAAAUGAAGAAGAAGAAAAAGCUGCUGGAUUACGAAGCACAAAUGGAGUCGAUGACAAAGAAGGGUGGAUCUGGUCAUUCAACUCUGGAUGAGAACUUCACAGUUUCGCAGGCCGAACGCUCUGGGAAACGCGACGUCGAACUCGAUAAUGCAGUAGACAUUAAAGUAGAAAAUUUCUCAAUAUCCGCCAAAGGCCAAGACUUGUUUCUGAACGCAAGCUUACUCAUAGCUCAAGGUCGAAGAUACGGCCUCGUUGGACCGAAUGGUCACGGCAAGACAACUUUGCUGCGUCAUAUUGCUUCCCGUGCCUUGAAUAUCCCAGCAAAUAUCGAUGUCCUGUACUGCGAACAGGAGGUCGUCGUUGAAGAAAUCCCUGCUGUGGAAGUUGUUCUGAAGGCUGACGUGAAACGAACCGCUUUGCUGGAAGAGGCGAAAACGUUGGAAGCCUUGCAGGAAAAAGGCGACACGAAAGUGACCGGGAGAUUGAACGAAGUUUAUGAUGAAUUGAAAGCGAUCGGAGCUGAUUCUGCGGAACCCCGCGCUCGUCGAAUUCUUGCUGGUCUUGGAUUUUCGAAAUCUAUGCAAGAUAGAAAAACGAACCAGUUUUCCGGUGGCUGGAGAAUGAGAAUAUCUUUAGCUCGAGCUUUAUUUGUGGAGCCAACGUUACUUUUGCUAGAUGAACCGACGAAUCAUUUAGACUUGAAUGCCGUCAUCUGGUUAGACAAUUACCUUCAAGGAUGGAAGAAAACUCUUCUGAUUGUGAGCCACGACCAGAGUUUUCUCGACAAUGUAUGCUCGGACAUCGUUCAUUUGGACCAAUUGAAACUGCAUUAUUACAAGGGAAAUUACACCAUGUUCAAGAAGAUGUAUUCCCAAAAGAAAAAGGAAAUGCUCAAGGAGUAUGAAAAGCAAGAGAGGAAAAUAAAAGAGAUGAAAAAAUCCGGUCAGUCAUCGAAACAGGCGGAGAGAAAACAGAAAGAAGUGCUCACAAGAAAGCAGGAGAAGAACAAGACGAAAGCAGCGAAGGCUAAUGACGAUGAAAAUGGACCAGUUGAAUUGAUGCAACGGCCGAAGGAUUAUAUUGUGAAGUUUAGGUUUCCCGAUCCACCUCCUCUCCAGACAUCUGUUCUCGGAGCUUACGACGUAACAUUUGCCUAUGAUGGGCAGAAAUCGCUUUUCAAAAAGUUGGAGUUCGGUAUUGACAUGUCAUCUCGUGUCGCAAUUGUGGGACCCAACGGAGUAGGAAAAUCUACAUUCUUGAAAUUGCUAGUUGGCGAAUUAACCCCUCAACAAGGUGAAGUUCGCAAGCAUCAUACCUUGCGAAUAGGCAGAUUCGAUCAACAUUCAGGCGAGCAUUUGACAGCCGAAGAAACUCCGGCCGAGUAUUUGAUGCGCUUAUUUGACCUACAAUAUGAAAAAGCGCGGAAACAACUAGGGAGUUUUGGUUUGCCUGGGUAUGCCCACACCGUUCGUAUGAAGGAUUUGAGUGGAGGACAGAAAGCUCGUGUUGCCUUGGCUGAAUUGACCCUGAAUGCGCCCGAUGUUGUGAUUCUCGAUGAACCCACGAAUAAUUUGGAUCUUGAGUCGAUUGAUGCGUUAUCAGAAGCCAUCAACAGCUAUAAAGGAGGUGUGAUCAUUGUGAGUCACGACGAGAGGCUCAUCCGAGAAACAAAUUGUCAGUUGUGGGUCAUCGAAGAUCAGAAUAUUGUCGAAGUGGACGGCGAUUUCGAUGAUUACAGGAAAGAAGUUCUGGAUGCGCUGGGAGAAAUCGUCAGCAAUCCUAGCGUUAUUGCAAAUCAAGCUAACCAACAAUAG